AUGCUCGCGGCGAGAGUGCGUCCAUGGACCCGGUCGCUAUGGACAUCGGUCCGUGCUCCUGCCUCGAGUCAGCUGCAGUCGCUUCGUGCUGGCCUAGAAGCACGAGAUCUCGAGCAAGUAUGGGAGGCGUGGGACACUCUUCGCGCACGGCAGGAGCUGCCGCACAUGCGCCGACAUGACCAUGCAGAUGUACUUGCGCUCGUGCGUGCCAACAUGGCCAUGCUCUCUCAGCUGCAUGCACGCCAGUCCGCCUGGAAAGAACGGUGCAUGGCUUGGGGGCGAUACACCGCGGAGCGUAUGGAUAUUCUGGGGGUGCAAGGAUGGAUGAAAGUAGAGCUGCUUAGUGGGGAUGCGCCGGCAGCGAUUCAGUUGUUUGACGCGUAUGUCCAGGCACGACGCCAUGCUCGUGCGCGCGAGGCGGACGAGGCGUUAUGGCUCGAUGCAGGCGCACAUCGACCGCAGCAUGUGCACGACUUGCUGGAGCUGCUCGUGCUGUGUUACGCGACGAUCAACGACUUGCGUGGGCUCGUGCAUACGAUGCAGUCGUUUGAUGUUGGCUCGCAUACAGAGCUCUUUUUCGAUCUGGCACAUGCACGGCGUCAAUAUACCAAAUUUCCAUGGCCACGGGAGCAGGCGGAAGCCGCUGAGAUUUCGCAGCGUGCGUUGGCAUGGAUCUCGCACGCGGAACUAGCGCGUGGCUUGCUAGGCGGCACAGGCGGGCAUGCCGGCGCCAACCGACUCGCGCGUUUGCUAGGGAGUCUUUUUGCCAAGGGCGAUGUGCCCAAUGCCUGGCGUCUAAUUCAAGCGGCGAUGGACGCAGGGGUUCGGCCCAGCGCCACAGCUACGUCGCAGCCGGCAUGGCUUACGCAGCACCCCAGUGCCUCGCCUGCGAAGCUGGGUGCAUGGACCGACAGUACAUGGGCCGUAUGUUUAUCUGGGCUGCUCGGCGCGAAUCGUAUGGAUUGGGCGGCGCAGGUGUGGGACGUGAUUGCGCACGUCCAAGCGACGAUGCCGGCCGAUGCCAUGUGGCCUUCCUGGGCCGUAUGGAAUGCCGUGCUGGAUGGCCACUCGCGCCAAGGGUUCCCACAAGCUGUGCAUGCCACCUGGCGUGUACUGACACACGCCGCGCCGGAGUGUGAUAUGCCUUUGGCGCGCGCCGCGACGGCCUUGGUCCAUCGGCCCUCGAGUGCGCAACCUGACUUGAUUUGCUACACGACCAUGAUUAUGGCGUUGUUCCGCUUGCGGCAGGGGCGGGAAGCGCUAGCGCUGCUGGCGGCGUUGCAGGCACGCAACGACGUGACGAUCCCUGUCGAGACGUACAAUGCUGUGCUGCAUGGGCUGUGCAUGAGCAACGAUAUGCCGCAGGCGAUGCACCUUCUCGCGCAUAUGGGCCGUGGCUCGGUGCCUGCGCCGACAAUUACGACGAUGAACAUUGUGCUGCGUGCGUGUGCGCGCCGUAAAGAUAUGAAGAGCAUGGCGCAACUUCUUCGCGAGAUUGCGAAGCGGUCCUUGACUCCCGAUGUUGUCACCUUUACUACGGUCCUGGAUGCGAUGCUACGUGCGUUCCCUGCGCCGGGGCAAGGCGAAAAGUGCGUCGAGCAGGUGAUGCAGAUUAUGCAGUCCCUGCACGUGGAGCCGAAUUCCGUGACUUUUACGUCGAUGAUCAAGGCAUGCCUUCCAACGACACGCGAGGCGCCGCCGCGCCUUGCUAUGGCGCUGCAACUGCUCCAUACCAUGUGCACGACGCCGAAACUCACACCGACGCCGAUCACGUUUGAGACGGUGGUCGUGGGGUUGUGGCAGCAUCGGCCUGUGGUGGACGCCAUGCCGUUGUCGGACGUACCAUCGUCGCUACGAAACGCUAUGCCCGACGACGAUGAUGCCAUGUCGCCCACGCUGCGUCUGUUGUAUGCGCUGUGGGAUACCCUCUCUACGCCUGCCAUGGUGCCUACCAGUACGACCUAUAUGACAAUGGCCCGUGCCUUGCUCGGCACGCCUGCGAGCCACGCGGGGUUCCGACGUGGCGUCUGCAUAGCCGACGAGAUGCUUCAGGCGCAUGGCACUAUGGCCAAGAGCGUCGGGAUGCCUGCCGAGCAGGUCCGCGAUAGGGCGCCGCCGCCGAUCCCCGCGAGCUGGACAGCGACGCUCAAUGCGCUGCUGCACGCGCAUACACAAGCCGCAGAUCGUGGUAUGGUCAGGCGUGUGCUCUCAACGGUGUUGCAUCACUUCCACCAAAGUCCGCAUGGCGAAAAGGCUCUGCUGCCCACGCAUCCGACGUACAAUACAGCCAAGUUGGUCCACCUCCUUGCCCAAGCGCAGCGCGUGGUAGCGUAG
This is a messenger RNA of Malassezia pachydermatis, 2334 nucleotides long. RefSeq lists its product as hypothetical. Gene Ontology annotation, molecular function: protein binding. The coding region runs from base 1 to 2334 and encodes 777 amino acids. NCBI's taxonomy places the organism in Eukaryota, Fungi, Basidiomycota, Malasseziomycetes, Malasseziales, Malasseziaceae. The transcript has a single exon. The record is from RefSeq and is a predicted model, not a curated record.